Molecule: messenger RNA, 4303 nt
Organism: Penaeus vannamei (Pacific white shrimp)
Lineage: Eukaryota; Metazoa; Arthropoda; Malacostraca; Decapoda; Penaeidae
Gene: fliI
Product: FLII actin remodeling protein
Biological process (GO): actin filament severing; barbed-end actin filament capping; actin polymerization or depolymerization
Cellular component (GO): nucleus; actin cytoskeleton; cytoplasm
Molecular function (GO): phosphatidylinositol-4,5-bisphosphate binding; actin filament binding
Source: RefSeq, a predicted model, not a curated record
CCUCUCCCUCCACUUCUAUCUCGGUUGACACUCAGACGAAAGUGGAAGAAGAGGAGAGAAGAGAAGGAACGAGAGAAAAAAUCGGAUAAAUACGGAUGUAGGAGGUGAUAAGAGGCCAUGGCUGCCGGGGGAACCGUCUUGCCCUUUGUCAGAGGGAUCGACCUGACCAAAAAUGACUUUAAAGACACAGGCAUCCCUCGCAGCAUCAAGGAGAUGUCAAGUCUCCGAUGGCUGCGAGUCAACAGUGCUGGGAUUGAUGAUGUGCCAGAGGAGAUUGCCAAUCUGCAGAAGUUGGAGCAUCUCUCCCUGAAGAACAACAACAUCGAGAAACUGUAUGGUGCUGUGACCAGUCUUCCUUGUCUGAGGUCGCUUAAUGUCCGCCACAACAAACUCCAGAAGACAGGUGUUCCCAAGGACCUGUUCCAAAUGGACGACCUCACCACCCUAGACUUCUCGCACAACAAGCUGACAGAGAUUCCCGAAGGGCUGGAGGAGGCUAAGUCACUCCUGGUCCUUAAUCUGUCAGAUAACAUGAUUGAGGAAAUUCCAGCACAGGUAUUUGUGAACUGCACUGACUUGCUGUACUUAAACGUAGGAGACAACAACUUGGAGACAUUCCCUCCACAAAUUAGACGACUGGUACAUCUACAAACCCUUAUCCUCAACAAUAAUCCUUUGACCCACUUUCAAUUUAGGCAGCUCCCUUCCUUGGUCGCACUGCAGACACUACAUAUGCGAGCAACACAGAGGUCCCCCUCAAACCUGCCAGCUAACAUAGAAGCCUUGACAAAUCUCGCAGAUGUUGACUUAUCGCACAAUGACUUGCAAAAGAUCCCAGACUGCAUCUUUACACUGCGCAAUAUUAAACGUCUAAAUAUGUCGGACAACAGCAUCAGCGAGAUUUCAGGGUCGAUUGACACCUGGAGUAAACUGGAGGUACUAAAUAUGUGCCGCAACAAUCUGACAGCACUGCCAUCACAAAUCUGCAAGCUGGAAAGCCUACGUCGCCUGAUGGUCAACGAGAACCAGUUGGAUUUUGAGGGCAUUCCAUCUGGCAUUGGGAAGAUGGUUGCCCUAGAGGUGUUCUCUGCCGCGCACAAUCGUCUGGAAAUGAUUCCAGAAGGGCUUUGCAGGUGUCCAAACCUCAAAAAGCUGAUCCUGAACAGCAACCGGCUAGUCACUCUACCAGAAACCAUCCACUGCAUUAACGAGACCCUGGAGCAGCUGGAGUUGGCUGACAAUCCAGAGAUGGUGUGGCCCCCCAAGCCCCGUGGCAUGGCCCAGGGAUCGGGGGUGGCCUUCUACAACAUUGACUUUUCUCUCCAGGCCCAACUCCGGAAUGCAGGGGCACAGGCAGCCCAGCUGGCAGCCACUCUCGCACAACAGCAAGGCACACCCAAAGACCCCAUUGCUCGUAAGAAGAGGCUAAGGCAAUUCCGCAAGGACCAGAAGGACCAGCAGGAUGACAAGCAGGAGAAGAUCCUGAAGGGCAUGAAGGAGAUUGCUAAAGAUGAAGAGAAGCAAAAGCAGAAGGACAAGAUGACAGAGGAGAGGAGCCAGGAGGUUAAAACGCAGAAACGAUGGGACGAGGCCCUGGAGCGCCCACCUCUAAACUAUCAGGAGUUCUUUGAUGAGGAUGUGGGCCAGAUCCCCGGAAUUACAAUCUGGGAAAUUGAAAACUUCCUGCCAAACCAAAUUGAGGAAUCUGUUUAUGGCAAGUUCUAUGAAGGGGACUGCUACAUUGUCCUCAAGACUGAGAUGGACGAUUCUCAGAAUCUUGAGUGGAAGAUCUUUUUCUGGAUUGGUGAGAAGUCUACGCUGGAUAAGAAGGCCUGUUCUGCUAUCCAUGCUGUCAACCUGCGCAACUACCUAGGUGCUCAAGGACGCACACACAGAGAGGAGCAAGGAGAUGAAUCAGAUGAUUUCCUGGAUUUGUUCGACCAUGACAUCACAUACAUUGAGGGUGGAAGGACAGCCUCUGGGUUCUUCACAGUAGAAGAGAUGGAUUAUCCAGUUCGCCUGUAUCGUAUCUUCCCAACACAUACUGGUAUCCACCUGGAAACUGUGGCUUGUUGCGUGGAGUCCCUGGACCCACGGCAUGUAUUCCUGCUGGAUGACGGCAAGGUGAUCUACGUGUGGCAGGGGAGCAAAGCGAAGAAGACUGUGACCACAAAGACCCGACUGUGUGCAGAGAAGAUGAGUAAGGAGGAGCGUAAGAACCUAUCUGAAAUCCACACCUUGGUUCAGGGGAAGGAGCACCCAGAGUGGCCACAGUUCUGGCAGGCGCUAGGACUUGAUGAGGGGGAGGAAGAGGAGGUUGAACUGGAGGAGCAUGUCGACCCUUCAUUUACCCCAGUGGUGCCCAGGCUCUACCAGGUUGGCUUGGGUAUGGGCUACCUGGAGUUACCACAGGUUGAGAUUCCUGAAGGAAAAUUAGUCCAGAAGCUUCUAAGGACCAAGAACGUCUACAUUUUGGACUGUUACUGUGAUGUCUUUGUGUGGAUUGGCCGGAAAUCUACCAGAUUGGUGCGUGCAGCUGCUCUGAAAUUGUCGCAGGAGCUGCUGAAGAUGAUUUUACGUCCAGAUCAUGCUGCAACCACACUUGUGAAGGAGGGAACAGAGCCACAGGUGUUCAAGACCAAAUUCACAGGUUGGACAGAUGUUAUUGAUGUUGACUUCACAAGAACCGCAGAUUCUGUGAGGAAAACUGGAGCCAAUCUGAAGGAUUGGUGUGCCAAGCAGGAAACAAAGGUAGAUCUGAGUGCCUUGUUUACACCUCGACAACAGCCCAUGUCUUUGGAAGAAGCACAACAGUGUAUGGAUGAAUGGAAUGAUGAUCUGGACUCUAUGGAUGCUUUUGUGUUGGAGGGUAAGAAGUUUGUCAAGCUCCCUGAAAAUGAGCUUGGGCAUUUCUACUCUGGGGAAUGCUAUGUCUUCCUCUGCCGCUACUGGGUGCCAGGAGAGCCACCAGAGGAUGACAAGGAGGAAGAGACAGAGCCCGAGGAUGAUUUCCAGUGUGUGGUCUACUUCUGGCAGGGACGACAGGCAUCAAACAUGGGCUGGCUCACCUUCACCUUCAGUCUCCAGAAGAAGUUCGAGGCACUUUUCGGUGAUAAGCUUGAAGUUUCAAGAAUGCAUCAGCAGCAGGAGGUUGUGAAGUUCAUGGCCCACUUCAAAAGGAAGUUUGUCAUCCACUCAGGCAGGCGCAGGCAAGACAGACAGCAGGCUAAGCCAGAGGAAGAGGAAAAACCAGCUGAACCAAAGCCAAGUGACCAGAGGCCCAUGAGACCGAAGCCAAAGCCCAGGCCUCCGCCACCAGUGGAGGAACCCCCGAAGCCCAAGCCAGAGCUCUUCCACAUGCGAUCCAAUGGGUCCCCACUCUUUACACGAUGCAUCCAGAUCGAGCCCAAUGCUGCUUCACUGAACUCCGAGUUCUGCUACAUCCUUAAAGUACCUUUUGGACAGGAUGAUGACAGUGGUAUUGUGUAUGUCUGGCUUGGAGAAAAGAGCGAUGAGGAGGAAGGCCGCUUGGCAGAGGAAACGGCACAAGAGAUGUACGAUCCAGAGAAGUAUAGCUUACAGGUUGUAAGAGAAGGAGAAGAGCCAGAAAACUUCUUCUGGAUUGGCAUUGGGGGGCGGAAGGCCUAUGACAAGGACGCGGCUUACAUGCGUCACACAAGGCUCUUCCGAUGCUCCAACGAGAAAGGCUAUUUUGCUGUCUCUGAGAAGUGCUCAGACUUCUGUCAGGAUGAUUUGGCAGAUGAUGACACCAUGAUUCUGGAUGACGGGGCUAAUGUUUUCCUUUGGCUUGGCUCAAAGGCCUCGGACGUCGAGAUUAAACUUGCCCUUAAAUCUGCACAGGUAUAUGUGCAGAACUUGAGAGUGAAGCAACCGGAACUGCCCAGAAAACUGCUGUGUACUUUUAAGGGGAAAGAAUCAAAGAAAUUUACCCGAUGCUUCCAUGGAUGGGGAGAGUUCAAGACAACACGCGAGUAAACAGUUUGACAGCAAGAGAGAGAAAGAGGCACAUCUGUUUAAGUUUAGAUGGUCUCUGUUGUGUGGUAGUGAGUGCCUUCCAAAACUGCUUUCAUUACAUGUGCUUGAGGUCCUACUAGUCUUCCUUUUUUUUAACACUUAUUUAAUUUUAUUUGAUAGAAUGUUUGAGCCACACUUUUUUCUUUUUCAUUGCACAAGUUCUGACAAUUUUAGCAGAGCACUUGUUAAAAAGGAAAUCGGCUUAAAACAAGGUAUUUUAAAUUAUAGAUGAAAAAUAUGUUGUGUACAAUAAAUAAUUUUAUGUACA